AUGAUCACCAGAUUCCUGACCGACGUCCGCGUUACCUUCAAUCCCUUCUCCCCGCGCUCCAAGCCCGCCCGCCUCUUCCUCUCAUUAAUACCACCGAAUGCACGUGCAGAUGGCAUGAAGAUCGAGUCCAAGAUGCUGCCACGAGACAGCAAAGAGCCUGCCAGUUUGGGCGUCAAGUUCAAGGAUGGCAAGGAGAUGAACCUCGACCUCAGCAACAUGCGCAUAACACAAGUCGUCGAAGAAGUGGAUAGACAUUCACGGUCACUGGCUCGUAAAGACGAGUUGGCAGGCAAUUAA
Alternaria incomplexa is the source of this 297-nucleotide messenger RNA. RefSeq lists its product as uncharacterized. The coding region runs from base 1 to 297 and encodes 98 amino acids. The record is from RefSeq and is a predicted model, not a curated record. NCBI's taxonomy places the organism in Eukaryota, Fungi, Ascomycota, Dothideomycetes, Pleosporales, Pleosporaceae. Gene Ontology annotation, molecular function: structural constituent of ribosome. Gene Ontology annotation, cellular component: mitochondrial large ribosomal subunit. The transcript has 2 exons.